AUGCUGUUUAAGGCUUCUGGUGAAGACUACGUGUCACUACACGAGGUGUGCAGGAUUUUUGAUGCAUCGACAGGGAAUACUAUGUCCAACACAGUAGACAUUUGCUCGCUUAACAAUGGAGCGAUACAAAGAGUAUGGACCGAACUGCUUCUCUAUCUCAACAGGUGUACCCGUUCCGUAGGAAGAUUCGUUAUUCACAACAUUGAUACUCUGUGCAGCAUCUCUGAAGGUGCCUAUGAGUUUCUUGUCUCUCUGCUUUUGGCCGGUGUUGCAUCGAUUCUUCGGUACUAUUCUUGCACCAGAGAUCGAGAAGAGCUUCUAAAUUCAGUUUGCGUUGAGUUUACUGUACUCAACACCGAGCUAGGGUCGAGGAUCGCUGACAGUCUUCAGUUUUUUGUCGAAAAGAGCCUGAGACUAACAGUUUCUCGCACGCGUGAAGACAACUACAAGGCAACAUACGAUGGGGUUGUUUCUUCGACCCACUACAUGGAGUGCUCGGGUGAUGACUGGAUGGAUGUAAUCUGCAGCGAGAUUGUAGACAUACAUGAGAUGCUGUGCGACAAAGACAUCGAUGCGACCGGUUCUGGGUGCUUCACUUCACCCAUAGUGCUACUAAUCGCUCCCCAAAUACCUUCUCUGCGUAUAGCCUUGGAGAAGCAGAUUUUGGACAGCUACAGCACCGAGGCUCUUCGAGUGCAAAGUGACAGAGAAUGGAGCCAUGAUAUGUUUAACAAAAAGACGCCUCUUGUUUUCAUCUGCAGCUCUCAUUGGCUCAUUGAACAGAUGAGUAUGCCGAAAGUAGAUGGCCUACUACGCAGGCUGAACGUACAGAUCGUAGUUCAUGCUGGGUUCUGCGAAAUUGGUGACUCCCACGAGGAAGAAAUUCUGCGCUGUGUGAUCGCCCUCAAAGGCUGCGGGAUUCAAUGGGAGGAAAUGCGAGCCAUGAAGCAUAAAGAGCAGUCGUACUGGCGACUGGAUGAACCUUUCACAUUUCGAAACAACAGCCCACUGGUGCAAGAGUGCGCCAAUGCGCUUCUCCUUCUGUUUCGCCGCUUUGUCACACCAUACUCUCCUUGCAGCAAACAGCCGUACACCUCGCUUCAACGAGACCUGUUUUGUUCACGGCGGGCGUGGGAUUUCUACAACAGGCUCACGCAUAUGCUGCGUCUCGCUGGUGUCCUGGCGCCUGAAGCAGCGGCUCCCAGUGAAGCAAUUGAGUUGACAGUUCUGGGUCGGUUUUUGUCGUACCGAUUUCGAAUUGGAGAAGGGAUAGUUGUUGAUGACACGCUUACUGUCGCGGACGGGAAAGCCAUUUUAUGGGCGUUUUUGUUUCGUCAGCCAAUAAGUGUUCCCCACGACGUUAUCAAAAGCUGUCACGCAUUUGAUUUGUGGGUGGAUGCUGCGGUAGCAAACUUCUGCAAAGCAUACCGGCUGGAGUUCGAGACCGAGGCAAGUACUCCACGAAAAGCACUUGUUACGCAGCUGGCGCUUUUCGGAAUUGGUGAUUGGGCCAUUCAGGAUAGAGUACACUAUCUCCUUAGCUCACCCAGUGGAGUUCGACUUUCUCUAAGACAACAUUUUGUCACGGCGGCGCCGACAAGUUGUCGUGGAUGGUACGAGCAGGCUCCUUUGAAUGCAGGGCUUGCCCUGGAAAAAAAGGAGGUACAUGUCUUCUGCAUACCCCCUCCGUCAGCGUACUGCGAGCUGGAGGCCGUCGAGAAAGGGGCGAGUUCCUGCAUACAGUGCCCCAUGGAGCUUUCAUAUCCUCUUAUUGUUGCGCACUCAGUACUGCACAUUUCGCUGCACAAUAUUUGUGUUUUCAGUGAAACUGUCGACCCCAGCAUUGUGACACCGCUUCCUAGAAACCUUUUGGAGUCGGGAGUUAUGUCAAGCUUGCUGUGUGACCUGACGAGAGGCAAUGCUGGCUUCUGGCUCGACGGCGUUAUGAAUGAAAUUGUGUUAACGUCCUCUGCAUCAUCUGUGCUUGCCCCUUUGACACUAAAAGGGAGGCAGCACAUACCAUACUGCGAGCGUGAGCUUUUCACCCGAAAGAGGCCCCGGCAGGAGAUAGGGGCAGCCAAAGCCGGCGAAAUGGAAGGCUUCAAAGGCACGCUUCCACGAACUGCAGCGGAGCGCAGCGCUGUGGAGGAACUGGCGGAGCUCAUCAGGACAAUUGGCAGGGAAAAAGCAGAGAAGGCCGUGCGUGGAAAGAAAGGAUUUAGCUUUUUGGAGCCGUCACAUGAGCUUUACCCAUUUUAUCUCUAUAGUUUGAAGCGAUGA
Molecule: messenger RNA, 2280 nt
Organism: Leishmania braziliensis MHOM/BR/75/M2904
Lineage: Eukaryota; Euglenozoa; Kinetoplastea; Trypanosomatida; Trypanosomatidae
Exons: 1
Coding region: 1-2280 (759 amino acids)
Source: RefSeq, a predicted model, not a curated record